AUAUUAGUUGUAGUUAAAGAAAACGGGACGACCUCCUAGUGUCCUCCUGAGGCAGGUCCUCCUGAAAGUCUUUCUUUGCACUUUUAAAUUUCGAUCGAUCACGGCCUUGUUUGAGGGCAGUUGGAAGGUGCUUGUCAGCAGGGAGUGUUGCAGGACCACACUGCCAUCUUGGCUCUAUAAGGCGGGUGUGAGUGAGAGAUGGAGAUGGUACUGUGAGGGCUGCGGACGGGGGGUGAGCGAGACAAUUUGGGGUGGUCGAUACAAUUUGGGAUGGAGAUUGCGAGGGUAGCGUUCAGCGAGUCGCGGCCCCCACAGCGUCACCCGUCAAGACACCCUUCAGCGCGCGCCCUUUGCACCUUCAACACUUCCUAUGUCACCCACCAGCUUAUAUCCUCCCCUAUGUGACACCAUAAACAAGAAAUCAUCAGCCAUCAGGAAGGCCAAGGUGACGCCUAUGUCAUUUCCUCCCGUCCGCCAUUUUGUGAGCUCAAACAAAGAGUUUGGGGUUAUCAUGGCUGAUAGAAGCUCCUCACAAGGCUGAAGGAUUCGCUUGAGUUUCAGCCUGCGCAUUAGUAUUAUGCCUGUCAUACUGAGGAAUCAUAUCAGAGUAUGAAACAAAUUUAUUGUAAUGUUAAUCAAUAAAGUAUUUCAGAGCCUGCGCGACCGUCGCUAGGUGCAGAUGGGCACUCGUCUUACACCCAGCAUGCUUCACUCUUCUAAAAUGCAACAUCCAAUUUUUGUGCACCAUUUUCAGGCCGAAAACGCUCUCCAUUAUUAAAUUUUGCACUUGAAUCAUUUUCUUUUAACGGGAAAUAUAUUUGGAGAGGCGGAGAGGAUGAUAUAGGAUGGUGAGUGUUAGUGCGUUGUGAUGGUGGUGAGGUGUGAGGGAGAGUGUUGGAACGCUUGGUGGUGAGCCGCUCGCGAACAAUACUAGCGCCGGUGUGUCUCACUCUGCUUCUUCAGUGCCCAGUGCUCCGCUAAUCACUGCCCCCCUGCCCUAGAAAUGUGUUCUCGGUGUUUUUAAGUGAGUGCUUUAGUGUGUGAUCACGAGGAAACAUGACUAAAGAAAUGAACAAAGACGCCGAAGCGUAUGAUAGGGAAUACGAUGGGUUUCUCAAGCAGCUUGAAGAAUUUCAUCAGCAGCGAGGGACGGCCUUCAAGCGGCUUCCUCGCAUCAACGGCAAGGGAGUGGACCUGUACCUGCUGUAUGUGGUGGUGACGGCGCGCGGUGGCUGGCAGAAGGUGAAUGCCCGGUGUGAGUGGGAGGACAUCCUUGAGGACUUUCGUCUGCCAGCAGGUUGUGUCAACUCUGCCACAGCCCUCAAGCACAUUUAUAUCAGAUAUCUUGAUGCAUAUGAACGCAUUAACUUUCUUGGGGAGGAUGGGGAAGAGCGAGGAACAGAAAUGGACGAUGGAGAGGACUCCAGACUGAUGAGGACCAAACGUGCUAUUAGGUCCCUUAAUACUGUACCACUCUGUUACAACCAUCAACAGCACAAUGUCUUAGAAUCCAUAAGAGGUGUUUCUGGUUUAUCAGUAGAGCUGUACAGACCCUCAUUGUAUGACAAGCUGGCACUCUCUUUAAUUUCUCCAUUGCCCAAUGAACACGACUUUGCCUUCAACGUAUGCACAAUCCUUAGCAAUGAGGGCCGUCAUGUUAUGCAGCUGAGCCAGUGUCCACGCUUAAUCGAGCAUAUGUUGGGACACACUGGUGUUUACAAAGACUGGGAAACGCAGAAGUAUUUCCUAACUACUUACAAGGAGACCAAAGGAAGAAGCUUGGUACAGUUUUGGAUCGACUCUUUGUGUGAUAGUAGUGUGUUGGACCUUCUAAUUCCUGACAGCUUGGAUCAACCACAGAUUACAGAAGAAACAGUAGAAUUAAACAGAUUUGAUUUUGCAGAACUUAAUACUAGUGGUGCUAUAGAUAAUAGACAUGUGCAUAGAUUGAGCAGUGAUAGUUUGGCAAAUUUUGAUGAUAAGGAAAUUUUUUUAUGUGAAGACACUUGUGAACCCACUAUAUUAAGGGAUUCUUGCAUUACAAAUGAAACAAAUUUAAUCUUAGAAAAUAGAUUAGAUGGUGGAUGUUUUGAAAAUGUAAUAGAACCUGAAUACGAAAGAAUAUCCUCUGAUGCAAUCACACAAAAGCUGAAAAAGGAAGCCAUUUCAAAACGAUUGAAAAAGGUAUUAGAAUGUGAGGGUAACGACCUUAAACUGGCAAAAGAGGAUGGCGAGAUACUUCACCUAGGACGGGAUCUUGGCACUCAGGAUCCUGAGGGAACACGGAUCAGCCAGAUUCUUCAUAUAAUUCGCAAUUUAUCCUUUGAAGAGCAGAAUGUACCAAGUCUUGCUAGGUCUCAGACAUGCCUCCGAUUUCUGGUUUUGUGCAUAUGUUCAAGAUGGGGAGGGCUGGCAGUCAAUGCUUUGGAUACUUUAGGUAACAUAGCCCCGGAGGUACAAUUACGUGACCCUAAAAUUGAUUCAUGUUCAGCUUCAUUAUUAGCGCACAUAUGUGAAGGUGUGUCUUCACCAGACCGAGCCUUUGUUUUAAGAUGCCUGGAAGUCCUCAACAAGCUUGCCAUGAAUGAUCCCAAUGAAGAAGUUCUUAGUAACAAUAUUGAUUCUCCGGUAUAUGGGCAAAUCUGCAGAUAUCUUACAAUCCAUGACAUAAUGCUUUUGAUAUACACUUUGGAGUGUCUUUACUCAUUAUCAUCAUUGGGGACGCAAGCAUGCAAUGCUAUAGUUCGUGCAACAGGAUCCAUUCAUACACUCAUCUCUCUCCUCACUGUAGAAGCACAAAGUUAUGGUCCUGAAGCUUGUAUUGGUAUGAAGGUCGUAGAAACUGUAACCGGAGUAGUUAGUGAACCGGAGCCAGUAACUCCACCGCCGCCUCCACCUCCUGCCCCAGCUCCAGCUACUAGUGUUGCCACAGUAUCAACACCAACCCCUCCCCCUGUCACUACAGCAGUGCCUGUUAGCAACACACUUCCUACUACACCAGUUGACACUGCUGCUUCCAAGACCCCCCUCACUAAAGUUGUUACCCCUGUAGCUGCUUCACCAACAGCUGCUGCUGCUACUACUACUACUACCAUGGCUGCUGCUCUUGCUGGUGGCGACCCAAAAAAGCUUGCAGCUAGAAUAGUUCCACCAGAAGUUGAAGAGUUUGUUAAAGAAUGGGUUAUGAAGAAUUAUGAAGCUUGUCAAGGAAAUGCCAUAGAACAAGCAAUAGUGUAUCGUCAUUUUGCAGCUUCUAUGCAUUCUAUGGGCCGCAAACAGGGACUGAAUCCAGUUCUCCUUUCAAAUUGUGUAAGGAAAGUGUUUGGGACUGGAGUUGGGCCCAGUCGACGACCAGUGGACGAAGGGUCAGAAAAGUGGCACUACAAUGGCAUUAGACGACGGGAUGGCAUUGUUGUUCCACCCAUGCCUGAUAAGAGGAAGGGCAUAAGACUAAAUAGUGGUAUUCCUGUAUAUACACCGACUCCAGUAAUUCCUGCUGUUAAUACAAUUAAUGCUCAGGUCACUGAAGGAAGAACUCUUGGGUCCAUUUUAGGCUCUCCCCAGUUAGUUUCAGCCACGACAGCUCAAACUGAUACCAUCAUAUCCCCAUCUUCACCUAUCUUGAAAGCUCAGCUGUCUGCACCACUCAGACCGUCCCCACCACCGCCUGUCAGACCACCACAGGGCAUGGUGAGUGGUACCAUGUCUCAAGGUGUGUAUAGCAGUACACAGCAACAACAAUCCUCACAGCAGUCACAACAAGUUCAAGCAGGCAGCAGAACAGAUAAUUCUGCUCUUAUCAAGAGUCUUUUGGCCAACAAGGUAACCCCAGUGGGAGUAGGUCAGGCAGGCAGCAUGGACCCUCUCCACCCCCACCAGUCUCCCCAUUCACGACCCCUUCUUGUUUCCUCCACACCACAGCAACCCAGGGGGACCACAGGUGCUGUAUCAUUCGUACAAGCACUAUCCCAGGGUCCUCCAGGGCCCUUGGGACCCAUGCUGAGUCCUACAGGCAUUGGAUCCUCCCCUGGGAUGCAGGUUGUGUCAGGGGGUCUUGUAGGGGGUCUUGGGGGCCAGCAUGGACCACACCAGCUACCACCAUCACCAGUACAGGUAUCACGAAAUAUUCAGAAGCAACAAUUGCAGCUGCAGCACACAGACAAUAGUCAAGACAGCAGUAGUGAUUCUCAAAUGAGAAAAACUACCUCCUUCAAUGGAAUAUGUAAUGAGAUAAAACGAUGUGAAGAGGAUUCAAACUCGUUUCUUUCCUCUGGACUGAAUGACAAGAAGGUAACAAGUUUUGAAGGCAUCUUACAAAAUGGGAUAAAGUCUGAUAUGGACAUGAAAGAUGAGCCUGCAGAAGAACCUGACAAGAACACUAAAAAGAAUGUGUUAGCUGAUCUUUUAGAAAAGACUGUUGGUGGAGAUAUAUUAAAUGGUGUAGUUGAUCGUGAGUUAAGAAUUAGUGAUAGAGGGCUGGAAUUUGUUACCCAUGGCCAACAGCUAAAGAUUAAUGGUCCAGUAACCACUAAUGGCCAAACAGGUAUUGAAUCUGCUCAGGGAGUGAAAAGGCCUGCUACCCCAGAUAAUGCCCCUGCAAAAAGAAUAGCACUGGAGGAUCCAAGAGCAGGAACAGACAGUCGUAUCACCUUGUAUGUAAGCCAGAAUGGAAGUGAGAGUGGGGAAGUAAUUUCGCAAGGACAUCAAGUUGUGUUAAGUCAAGGCCAACAGUUCUCAUCUGCAAAUAAUACAGCUUCACAACAAAUGGUAGUGAGUCAGGCAGUAUUAGCUGGCCAGCAACAGGGUACACCCACUCAAACUGUUGUUACACCACAAGGUCAGGUGAUACUUCAAAGGCCUGCCACGCAAGCUGGUGUGAUAAUGCAGCAGGGUGGGCAUAUAAUUCAGGGAACAACUGCUGGACAAGUUAUUCAGCAAGUUAUUCAACAAGGACAGUCAGGACAAACUCAAAAAGUUAUCCUACAUCAGGGACAGUUGGGGCAGGUUUUAGGAAGCCAAAUGAUUCUCUCGCAAAAUAGUAGUGGCCAGCACCAGGUCUUGGUACAGGGAGGGAAUAAUUUUCAGGGACAAGUAAUUAUGCAGGGUGUUCCACAUUGUCAGGGACAAGUUUUUGUGCAAGGAAAUAAUUCGCAAAACCAAUUCGUUAUGAGUGGUAACCAGGGUCAAACCGUAGUGGUCCCAGGCAGCCAGGGACAACAAGUGGUAGUUUCAAGUGCCCAAGGUCAAACUAUGUUUGUUGCAGGUAAUCAAGGUCAACCUGUAGUAGUGAGUGGACAACAAGGUCAAGGUGGUCAAGUGGUGAUGCCUGGUAAUGUGGGUGGUACAGUACUGUUGGCUCCUCAGCAACAAGGAUCCACGGCAAAGACAUUAAUUAUUUUGCCCAAUCCCAAAAUGGUAUUAGCAGGUAACCAGCAUCAAGGUGGCCAGGGCCAACAGUUAGUGUUACCACGUCAAGUGGCUGGACAGCAAAUUGUACAAGUGGUGUCAUCUGGAACAACUGUACCAGUUGCUACUGUCAGUACAGCACAGAGGACUGUGCAUGCGGCAUCCCCUAUGACAGACUCGCGUGUGACACCUACCCCUCCACCUGUCCAGAUACAAAGUUCUAGUGGUAGUAGUUGCAACAAUAGCAGUAAUAGUGCGCCAACAUAUAGUGCUCAGACUUCAGCUACUUUGCCCACUGCCAUUGCUCCUGCUCCAGCUGGUCCUACAGCUGUUCCAGUGUCACAAACUUCAGUGAGUCAGGGGCCUCAAACACCACAUGUUCCUGCCCCACAGGUGCUCUCAUCUGGUGUGGCACGACGCCCUGGAAAAGCUAGUGGCUUACAAUAUUUAUGUGAAUGGCGGGGAUGUAGCCAAGUGUUCAACAGUGCAGGGCAAGUGUACCACCAUGCCUGCAAAGUGCACUGCCCUCCACAUUUCACAGAAAUACAGUGUGGAUGGGCAGGCUGUGAUCCCAUGGUUAGAAGACGGUUUAGUGCCAUGACUCAUCUACACGAUAGACAUUGCAAUGAACAGCUCCUACAGAUUCUGGCAGUGAGACGGUCACAGUUAGCAACGACAGGGAAGACGGAUAUCCCAAUCCCUCAGACACCACCGCCACAUCCAGGGUAUGCGCCGAAUGCAGCAUUUCAUGCCAUCAAGAGACAUGCUCUUGAAGUCAUAAAUCAGAGAGAUGCGGUGGAAAAGGAAGGGCCUGUUACAAAAAGUAUUCGCUUAACUGCCGCUUUGAUCCUUAGAAACCUAGUCAUAUAUUCUAAUACAGGGAAAAAAUUACUACGAGCAUACGAGUCUGAGCUAGCAAAUGUAGCACUCAGUACAAUGGAGUCUUCACGAACAGUUGCACAGAUCCUUUACGACAUUCGACUUCCUGACCACCAAAAUCUGUAGUCUAGUGAGGUUUUCACAAAGGGAACAUAGUGACAUUGGAAUCCUCUCAUAAUAGGGUAAAAUUACCUCCCUGAUAUUCCUGAUCCUGGGAUGGUACUUAAAAGUGGCAUCAUGUACACAUUAUUUGAGGGCCAAUUGAAGUGUUCUAUGCUGUCCAUAGUACAUUUUGUGAACUCUUUAAUUCUCCAUGUGUGAUGGUACACUAGAUUGUAAUAUAUCAGGUCCAUGAAUUUGGACACAUAAAUAGUGCAAUUAUUUAAGUAUUGACAUGAAAUGAGAAUGAUUGAGAACAUUAGUGAGUGGUAUUUAUAUUGUGCCAGUGACUAGGUGGAAGAUAAAGUCUUUGCUUGUUGGAGACCUGCCUUGUAGUUUUUUCAUUCCUUAUGUUAGACUUUUGCAUUUAGAUAUAAAAACCUAUCAUUGUAUAGAACUCAAGGUUCAAGUCUGUGGUAUAAUUUUUACUAUUUAUUUUUUAAUUAGCACAUUUAAUUUUUUAAGUUUGAGAGCUUAUGUAGAUAUUGUCUGAAUGCUGUGUAAAUGCUACUUUAAAGGGUCAUUAUAUUUUAAUGAGUAAUCUCAUAUUGCUAAAUUAAGCUCUUUUAUGACAAAUUUAGCAAGGAAGUGGAUCUGUAAGCACAGUUUUGUAAAUUUUGUACACAGUGUAUAAAGAAAAUAAAUUCUGUACAUGUA
Messenger RNA from Cherax quadricarinatus, 7101 nucleotides. It is a transcript of the gene Bap170, whose product is annotated as Brahma associated protein 170kD. The record is from RefSeq and is a predicted model, not a curated record. Gene Ontology annotation, biological process: regulation of DNA-templated transcription. NCBI's taxonomy places the organism in Eukaryota, Metazoa, Arthropoda, Malacostraca, Decapoda, Parastacidae. Gene Ontology annotation, molecular function: DNA binding. Gene Ontology annotation, cellular component: SWI/SNF superfamily-type complex.